Molecule: messenger RNA, 7469 nt
Organism: Trichomycterus rosablanca
Lineage: Eukaryota; Metazoa; Chordata; Actinopteri; Siluriformes; Trichomycteridae
Gene: wnk1a
Product: WNK lysine deficient protein kinase 1a
Exons: 23
Coding region: 60-5264 (1734 amino acids)
Biological process (GO): protein phosphorylation; negative regulation of sodium ion transport; intracellular signal transduction
Cellular component (GO): cytosol; cytoplasm
Molecular function (GO): potassium channel inhibitor activity; protein serine/threonine kinase activity; ATP binding
Source: RefSeq, a predicted model, not a curated record
AUUUAUUUAAGUGUAUGGAAGUGGUAUAGGCUUCAAGUGCUCACUUUGUGAGUAUAGAUAUGUCUGAAAGCUUUAGAGAAAAGAUGGUGAAGUUCCUGUCCCCCAGUUCAAAGAACACCAAUGGCUCCAGCUCAGAUACACAGUUGGGUGAACGGAUUGGUCCCGAAGUUCGGCGCCGCCAUCACACUAUGGAACGAGACUCAAAGGCGGAGCACCGUUUUUUCCGUCGCAGUGUUAUUUGCGACUCCAAUGCAACGGCCUUGGAGCUUCCCAGUAAAAUCCUUGUGCUGCCACCAGAUUUUUCCACCGUAUCCACUGACCACCACACUGCAGAAAUCAAGGCAGCAGUCCAAGCCGAGCCAUCUGCAGUGCCUGAUUGGUCAGUCGUAGACAAGUUGGAGGGAGCUGGAGGUGACGUCCACAAGGAGAUAGUCGCAGAAAAGAUAACCUUGGUUUCAGCAAGUUGUGAUGAAGGGGUAAAGCAGGAAGCUUCUCUGGAAGAUCACAGCAAAGCACCAGAGUCAGCCAGUCAUGUAAAUCAAGAGAACGAUAAAGAGGAAGAUGAGGAUGCCAAAGCGAAAGCUCUGGUGGAGGCAGGACAACAGCGGGAAGCAGAAAAGAAGGAGCAAGAGGACAUUGAGGAGAUGGAGACGAAGGCUGUCGGCACUUCACCUGAUGGUCGGUUUUUGAAGUUUGAUAUUGAGAUUGGACGUGGCUCUUUCAAGACCGUGUAUAAAGGACUGGAUACCGAGACUACUGUGGAGGUGGCAUGGUGCGAACUGCAGGAUCGCAAGCUUUCAAAAUCAGAGCGGCAACGCUUCAAGGAAGAAGCUGGCAUGCUAAAGGGCCUGCAGCACCCCAACAUUGUGCGCUUCUAUGAUUCUUGGGAGGUGCCAUGCAAGGGGAGGAAGUGUAUUGUGCUUGUGACGGAGCUCAUGACAUCUGGCACCCUAAAGACUUAUUUGAAGCGGUUUAAGGAGAUGAAGAUCAAGGUCCUACGCAGCUGGUGUCGACAAAUACUGAAGGGGCUUCACUUCCUUCAUACCAGGUCUCCUCCCAUCAUUCACCGUGAUCUCAAGUGCGACAACAUCUUCAUCACUGGCCCCACUGGUUCCGUGAAGAUUGGCGAUCUGGGCCUUGCUACCCUCAAGAGGGCUUCUUUUGCCAAGAGUGUCAUAGGUACCCCUGAGUUCAUGGCGCCUGAGAUGUAUGAGGAGAAGUACGACGAGUCAGUGGAUGUCUAUGCCUUUGGGAUGUGUAUGCUGGAGAUGGCUACUUCUGAGUACCCGUACUCCGAGUGCCAGAAUGCGGCACAGAUCUAUCGCAGAGUAACCAGCGGUGUGAAGCCCGGCAGUUUUGAUAAGGUCGCCAUUCCAGAAGUUAAGGAAAUUAUUGAAGGAUGCAUUCGUCAAAACAAAGAUGAAAGAUAUUCCAUCAAGGACCUGUUAAACCACGCCUUUUUCCAGGAAGAGACUGGGUUGCGUGUGGAGCUCGCCGAAGAGGACGAUGGGGAAGUGGUUGCCAUCAAACUGUGGCUGCGCAUUGAGGAUGUUAAGAAGCUCAAAGGGAAAUACAAGGACAAUGAAGCCAUUGAGUUUUCCUUUGACCUCCACAAAGAUGUCCCAGAGGAUGUGGCGCAAGAGAUGGUUGACUCAGGCUAUGUGUGUGAGGGUGACCAUAAGACCAUAGCCAAAGCUAUAAAGGACCGUGUAGCCCUAAUCUGCAGGAAAAGGGAACAGCGGCAGCUGGUGCGAGAAAAGCGGAAGCAGGAAGAGGAGAAGGGACAGCAGCCUCUGAGCGAGCCCUCUCAGCCUUCUUCCUCCUCUACAAAGCCCCCCACAUCCAGUCUUGCACCAGUUCCCAUGGAAACAGAGGAACCGGAGGGGGAGCAGCAGCUGCAGUCGCAGCCUGUGGCGCAAGUUUCAUCAAUGUGUGGCAUAGAGGCCCAGUAUUUCCAGAGUAUUCCCAGUAAUGUGCCAGAGUCUCAUUCUGGUCAACCAGUGCUACCUUCCUACAGCUCUCUGCCACUGGAGCAGCAGCCUCAGCCCUCUGCCACGCCACACAGCAUGCAUUCUCAACUUCCCCCGCAACCAACUGGAGUCCAGUCACAAAGCCUGCCUCAGGUACCCCUCUCUCAAGGAAGCAGUGUUCCUGCGUCUCAUUCUGGAAACGUUGCUUCACAGACCACUCUGCCAACUCCAGUUCAGCCCAACAUUUCCCACCAGCAGCCACAUCAGCCACUCGUAGAUACUGCACCACAGAGCUCUGUUCAGCCCCCGCCAGCGCAUGGUUCUCAGAUGGUUCAGGGUCCUGCAAGUGUUCCCCAGGUUCCCCCUCCAGAUCAGACUCAAGCAUCAUCCAUGCUUAUUCCAGCAUCCACAGAGAGUGGCCUGUCGGAUGCUGCAUCAGGGUUAAGUGAUGGAAAUGAGGGCAAGCAUGAGGCUCGCUCCACAAAGCGUUACCAACGCCGCUCUGCCCGCAGCCGGUCUCGACAUGAAAAAACAGCCAAACCCAAGCUUGUUGUCCUCAAUAUUUCCAACAUUGGUGAUAGAGUGGCUGAAUGCCAACUGGAAACGCACAACAAGAAAAUGGUGACGUUCAAGUUUGAUCUGGAUGGAGACAACCCUGAAGAAAUAGCACAGAUCAUGGUCCAAAGUGACUUCAUUCUGGAAAGUGAGCGUGAGUCCUUCAUUGAGCAGGUGCAAGAGAUAAUAGAUGUGCCAGAUGAGAAAAGAGAAGCUAUAAAAGAUGGGUCUUCUCAGGUGUCAGGUGAGCAACAAACAGCUGAGAUAUUAACUCCUAAUCUGCCUGGUCUGCCACCCAGUUUGGCUGCACAGGUAGUCCACUCAGCAGGGCGGCGUUUUAUUGUUAGUCCUGUACCAGAAGCACGACUUCGGGAGUCGUUCUUUGGCCCGUCCUCAGCCAACACAUCUUUUGGCGAUGAUGCAUCAGCAGUUGAUUGUGGAUUAGCUGGCAAUGUGCAGCAGGAGCAGGGACAAAGCAACCUGGUUACAAACACCAGUCAGCCCUCUUCAUUACCAUCUCAACCAGUAUACCAGAACUCUGGCCCAGCUGCCCAGAACGUUUCUACCACUGUCCCAGUAGGUUCAACCUCCCCGCCUUCUUCUACUCAAUUGCCCCCUGGACUAGCCUCCAGCAUGGGCCACAUUCCCCCUGCCAGUUUGUCCCUGAGCUCCAGUGGACAGUUUGCAUCUGGCACUUUUGCCCAAGCUGCAGCAUCAACUGUAUAUAUACAAACUGGCCAGAUUGAUCCUAGCCUAGCUCAUGCCACCACCCAGCCUUCUGUAUUACCUCUUCAACCUGUAUACCAGAGUCCAGGAACAGUUGCACCAAAUCUCUUGGGUACUGUCCCCAUUGUUUCCACUUCCCCACCAUCUUCCACUCAGCUGCCUAGGACAGGCAGGAUGUCCCCUUCCCCUGCUCCACAAGAGCAACCCAUCUAUCAGCGUCGCACCUCACUGCCCACUCCGACUACACUUUACCAGCCACCUGAGAACAGCAGCUCUGUUCCACUAUUUGCUGGAGAACAAUCUACUCCUCCCUCUGCAUCUGUGACGCAGAUGCCACCUACACCUCUGACUGUACUUACCCCUGGCCACUAUGGUGAGAGUGAGGGGGAGUCACAGGGGAAAUCACCAGGCAUUGAAGACAUCCAAGCACUGGACAAGAAGCUUCGAUCUCUCUUCCAUGACCAGGGUUCCUCCUCUAGCUCUUCAGUCUAUCCUGAUGCAUCCGGGGAAGCACCCCCAACCUCCUCACCCCCCAACACCAUCAGUUCGCCUCCUUCUGGCUUGGUGUCUAGUGCAGGCCACAUGCCCUCUGCCAGUUUGUCCCUGAGCUCUAGUGGGCACUAUGCUGCUGGCACAUUUGCCUCACAGGGCCAGGCUGGAGGAGCUACUGUGUACGUGCAAACUGUUCCAAUUGAUCCUGGUGUGCAAGGACAGCAGACAUCUGGGACUGGACUUCAAGACGGACAGACCCCUGCAGAAAACAGGCAGCCUGAGAUACCACCUGAUGGUGGUGUCAGACUUGGUCGCUUUCAGGUCUCUGUGACCACUGAUCAAGUUGUGGACAGUGUUACUGACCAGAAUACUGUUGUGUCGUCUUCAUCCACAACCUCUUCGUCUUCACCUGCCUCAAGCCCUGAAAACACUCUCCAUAAGAAUCAAACCCUGACGGCGACGAGCACUGGGCAUGACGUUCCAGAUCCUCCUUCUGCUGCUGCUACUACUACCACAAUUGGACGCUUUCAGGUUACCUCUGGCGCUGACGUGAAAGUGGGCCGUUUUUUGGUUACUCCGGCCGAAAAUCAGGAUACUACUUUAAGCUCAAAUGAAGAUGUAGAGCUCAGUGUAUCUCCCAGCAUCCAGGUUUCCUCUCCGUGCUGCUUAAGCAGUGAUGACUCUGAGCCAGAGGACGAGGCUUUUAAGACCGAGAUGAGACAGCUUAAGGACAGACAUGUACACGAGUUACAGGCCUUGCAGACCAAGCAGAAGAAGGAACUUGAGGAGCUGUAUACACGGAUGGGUAAAAUGCACCCCUGUGUGGUGGGUCCUUCUGCUCUCGCUGUGGCAGGGGGCAGACGGCGGCUCACCAAAUCCAAAAGCAGCAAAUCGGGCCGCAGCAGCAGCAACCACAAGAGCCCCAGAGGAGAAAAAUAUUCCACACUGAACAGGCAAACUUCGAUUGAUCAGUCGACUACAGGGGUUUCAGAUAGUCAUAAUACACUCAUUCAGGAUGCUCACUCAGAAGGUACUACAAUCACUGAUAAAGCAGAGAAUGGUUCCAGUCAAGCCACCAAUAUUCCACGAAAAGGCACAUUUACAGAUGACCUCCACCAGUUAGUGGAUGACUUUGCUCGUGAUGCCAUGAGCCACGUCAAGAAGUGUGGCAAGCAAAAUGCACAAGGCCAUGAUAUAAUUCCUCGCAAGUUCUCUGCACCAGGCCAGCUCUGCUCCAUGGGUGGUCUUAUUUCUGCUCCCUGCUCUAACUCUUCUGCUGGAAGGAAGGGUUCAUUGUGUUUGCAGUCACAGCAGCAGCAGCACACCUACUCGUGUACUCAUUAUGCCACCACACAGUGGGUAGGACCUGCAGGACAUGCUCAGAUGGGCAUGUUACAGCCCACAGCCACAAAUGCUCUCCAGCAGAGCUUUCAAGCGGCCACGGGAGCUCACAAAGCAGGAACUAACGGUGGAGGAACUAACGGUGGAGGAACCAACAUGCGUCCCACUCAGGCGAGCUGAGACAACGGGGUUGGUUUGCCAUACGUGGCAGAAACUGUAUUGUCCACUGUGAACUGUGUUUUUUUUGUAACCUUUAAGAGUAUUUAAGUCCAUUAUUAAUUUUUGUCCAGAAAACCAGCUUUACAAAUGUUAUUGCAGUAAAGGGACCACGCGACUGUUGCUUUUCGCUGUGGAUUCUCUAGUACCUGACUGAUCUAAGGAAAAAUGUAACUAGACUACAGCCAGAAAUCCUACAAGGGUGUGAUCUCAUGAUUUGGUAUGUUCAGUAGGAGGAUUCAUUUUUGGGUUCUACAGAUGGAUGUGUAUAGAGUGAUGUGAUGGUGCUGGAUGAAAACAAAACAAAAAUUUGAAACAUUGGUGUUACAGCCUUAAUUAUUAAGCUUUAGUGUUAAAAAGAAUUCAGCAUUUUGUAACAAUCUUUUUCUACCAGAUUAUUAGUACAUAUACAGAUUACCAUGGCUAAUUGUUUUGCACAAAGAUCCUAAAGCUGCCUGUUUAAGAUCCUUAUUAAAGCCUUACGGCAGUUGUUCAGUUCAGAUGAACAUAGUUCCAUGUUUAAAAUCCUUAGCUGUAUUGUUAAAUGGUUGUUAAAAUUACAUUGACGGGUUUGAGGAUGAUGCAUGAAGAAAUGUCUCACUAAAGCUGUUCUUAUGUAGUCUUAUCCAACAUCUGAGCUCUGGAGCAGUACAGUAUAAAAAAAGUAUUUAACAAUACCAAUUUGUGAUCAGACAUGUGAACAUAUCUGUAAUGCACAACCACAAAUUCUACACUAUUAACCAAGUAGUCCCAUCUCCUAAAUUGUUAAAUUUAGAGCUUCAUUUUCAGCUGCAGUGGAAUGUGUUGUGUAAUCAUUUAUUGGCUGCUGUUAGACUGUUUUUUUAAUGAUCCAUUUGAAAAGUGUUGGAUUCUGUUUUUUUUAUGUCUAUACUUUUCAUUGAAUCUAAUUGUCUAAUUGUUUACCAUACAUUUUUCUAAAGCAACCUGCAGUUUACCUGAAGCAUAUUUUAUCUACACAUAACAUAGUAAACAGAGCAAUAGGGUGUAAACUCUGGCUGUAUGCGACUUCUGUACCCAAGCAAGAUAGCAAUAACGAGAUGGAUGAAGUAAGUUGAUGGCAUAGAGCAAGUAAAGACUGUUGGUGAGGCAGAAAUGUAUAUUAAUCAUGAUUAAUAGCAGGGUGCCUGAAUCUUUUGGCAGUUUUUAACAGUUCUUUAAAUAUUAGAUGGAAUUUGAAUGACAGUGACAAAGAUGUGCAAUAUGAAGGUUGAAAGCAGGGUGAAAACAGCACUUGACCAAUUCGACACCUUUUUUCCAUUGUAAGUAUUUAGAUUGUUGUGUUUUUGUAUUGCUGAUUCAUGUUGGCUUUCCAUAGCAUAGCUGUUUCCUAAAACACUUGUACUGUUAUCUAGUAAAUAAACAAAGGGGAUUGUGUAUUUUAGGAGUUUUGUGAUGGCUGCAGCAUGUAGCUUCUUGCAGCCCCUUGUGCUACAUGCAUAUGGGGUACCUUCUAAAAUGACAUUCUUUGUUUUAUCCCUAAAGCACCUUUAUCCUUCCCAUGAUGCAUUGUAUUAGGAAUGCAUUUUCAUUAUUGAUGGUGGCUGGCUAUCACUGCCCUGCUCAGAAUUACAGAAAAUAUAUUGCUGUGAAUUUAAUGAAACAAAGUAUCUUGAAUACUGGCCAGAUUUCAGUAUUGUGCAACUUGUCUUUAUAAGCAACCGCUUUCAUGAACUGUAGUACCAGGCCACAAACGUAGUGCCAUUCCUGCACAGAAGUGACUUUUUCUCACCUCUGAAAUGAUUUGCUUGACUUCUCUAGAGAAGGAAAAAAAUUUUACUGCAAUGCAGAGUAUGCACCAUUUAUAAAAAAGUGCAACAGGCUGCGGAGGCUGAUGUUACUUUUGAUACUUGAGUGCAUGAUUUUUCUAAGUCUUUUCUUUAAUAUGAUUUUAAUCAACCAUACCACAACUUUUCAGAACACCACUAGUGUCACAAAGCACAUCCUGCUAUACUUAGCAAAACUGCAUGUUUUAAAAACUGACCUUCAUCUCUUCAGUAAAUCAGCAUUAAACCACUAGAUUAAGAAAAUAAGAGGCAAUACUGCUCAAAUAGUGCUUGAUUAUCAGUUUUGUUUCUAUCGAUGGUUGUGUUGUUAACCUUUUUUUAUUGUAUAUAUAAAAGAUUAAUUAAAACCAUUUUGGAAAAUGUA